Electrophorus electricus (electric eel) is the source of this 8445-nucleotide messenger RNA. RefSeq names its product pecanex 1 (gene pcnx1). Gene Ontology annotation, cellular component: membrane. The record is from RefSeq and is a predicted model, not a curated record. Lineage: Eukaryota; Metazoa; Chordata; Actinopteri; Gymnotiformes; Gymnotidae.
CUCCCGCUCUCUGUCCAUUUCUGAUUCUCUUGAGCAUAAAGGUGGAGGAGACGCAGGGCGUGGUGGGACAGGAGGCUCUCCGGUGGAGGACUGAGAGCAGUCUCGAAGCUAGCUAGCUGCGGAGAAGAUGGCUGUAGCGGGGACUUUCAGGCUAGCGUCUGAAAACACAGCGCUGUUCGUCAUGUUCCGACACGGCUAGCUUCCCUCGCUGUUCUUUUAGGAUCCUAAUAAAAUGGGCUCUCAAACUCUCCAAAUCCUGCGACAAGGGGUCUGGGCUUCUAUCACGGGCGGAUGGUAUUACGACCCUCAUCAAAAUACCUUCGUCAAUGCCUUGCACCUAUAUAUCUGGCUCUUCCUGUUAUGUUUCCCCUUUACCCUUUAUAUGGCACUGCCGCCCACCAUGGUCAUCGUGGGGAUAUACUGCGGUGUGAUCGCUGCUGUGUUUGCACUGCUGAAGAUGGUGAACUACCGCCUGCACACGGCGCUCGAUGAGGGCGAGGUGGUCGAGCGGUGGGCCAAAGGCAGCCACGGUCAUGGGGCAGGGGCGGAGCACCAGCGAGACCCCGCCCUCCAGCGACAGGGCAACUCCAAUGGGCCGGGGGAUCCUGGAGGAGGAAUUGAGAUGGCUGACUUCAUACAGGAGGAGACUCCUCCAGUCGACUGCAGCUCACGGAACUCCUACGCAGGGAUGGACUCUAACCACCAGAUUGCAUCCUCUCGUGGGGGUCCAGCCGCAGCCAAAGGUGAUAUUAGGAAGACCUCAGAUGACAUCAGCCUGAGUCUUGCUCAGAGCUGCAGUCAGGACCAAGAUUUGAUGUCGGACCCAAAGAUGUACUGCCUUGUCUCCAAUGACUCCUUCGCGUCCAUGCAGCCUUCCACCUCCUUGGCCCAAGACCUUUAUAGCUCCACCCCCCACCCUUUCAGCCAAUCAUUGUCCUCUUGUGACACCGAGAUUACUGCUCACAUCCCCGCCCACUCCCAGUCCUUCCGGAAAGAGUCCUCGCGCCCUCGCGGCCUCCCCCGCACAUCAAGCUCCGCUGGGUCAGCAUUUCCAGAUCCUUCUGUCCCUGAGUUCAGUCUUUACCCUCCUCCUCGCAGGGGUGGUCUUGACCCUGUGUCUGAGCUUGAGACCUCCAGGCCACAGAGGGCACUAGAGGGUCAGGAGCAGCAGGACUUGGGCGUGCCUUCCCCAUCAGGGGCAGAGUGUUACAGGCCCCACAAAAGAGAGCACCGCAGACUAGCGCGGUCCGUUUCCAGAGAGACGGGGGAGGGGGAGUGUGAGGGAGACGGUGGGUCUGGACUGUACCAAGUGCAGGGAAUGCGUGGGGGGGCGUUGGGUAGAGGCGCGGGGAGGGAGAGGGGGGGAGGAGAGCACAGUGCAGACAGUCUGAGGAGCCUGAGUACACGAAGCACCGGGUCCUCAGAGAGCUACUGCAGCGGGACAGACCGUGACACCAACAGUACUCUGAGCAGCUUGCACAGCGAACAGACCAGCUCCACCCACGUGGAGAGCCUCCUCUCGCUUUCUGGGGACGAGAGGGGAGCAGGAGCACCCGGCGACACACGGAGCGCCAGCCGGGCCUCGGGGGAAGCCAAUAAAAACCCCCACGCCAAUGAACUCAGCCCCAAACCAGCCACCAACGACCCCCUAACCCCCACGAAUGCAUUGCAGACCACCAGCCAGGAAGGGGAGGGGCCUGGGGAAGAGGGUGGGUCUAGUGCAAAUGCCACUGCUGGCCCCGCCCAUCCCCACCAGGAGGCAGCGCGAGAUGUCGUGAAGCCCAAAUCAGCCAAUCCCAUCCACCGUGCCGCUUCCUCCUCUGGCGCCGGCCGGAGCGGGCGCCGCCGGAACGGAAAGAAACGCGCGAGCAGCUUCGACGCUAGCCGUCACCGUGACUAUGCCUGCGUGCGCGGCAUGGCGAAACCUCGCUCGGCCAUGUUCGCCAAAGGAGAGGAGGACUCCAGCGACCAGAGUGAGCUGAGCCACACCUCUAGCCUCCUCUCCACCCACCAGCUCAGCACCGACUCCUCCUCCAGCACCUCACACUCCUGCCGGUCCCCCACCGACGCCUGCUACGGCCUGCUGCGGGCCAGAGCAGCGGGUACCCGGCUGCGCACCGGCGAGAAGGACCGGGAGCGGGGCAAGAGGCGAGCGUCACGCCGCCCAGCCAGCUCCGGCAGUGCCAAGACCCACGCCCGCGUGCUCAGUCUGGACAGCAGCACCACCGCCUGCCUUAAUGACCCCCACCGCCUGGGGGCACCGGCGGGCCCCGGUCCCCUCACCACCUCCAAGUCAGACCUGGAGGCCAAGGAGGGUGAGGUGCUGGACGCGGCGUCGCUGCUGGGAAGGGCGUCGCAGCUGGAGUCUGUCACACGCUCCAGAAACAGCCUUCCCUGUCCCGUCGCCCUCGGCGAAGCCCAUGAGGCUGCUUCCACUUCCUCUAAAGUGGCACCAGGCGGUGAGGAUACGGUGACGUUUCGGCGGGAGCGGAGCACCUUCCGACGGCAGGCUGUCCGGAGGCGGCACAAUGCGGGCAGCAACCCCACCCCCCCCACGUCUCUCAUCGGUUCCCCCCUCAGUCUGCAGGAGGCUCUGAACCAGGCCUCCCAGGCCUCCGGGUCCCAGGUGCGAGGGCAGCCCUCCCGAACACCGUCCCAGGUGACGGUGCUCAGCGCUAGCACCUCUCUGCUGGUCAGGAAUGGAAGUGUGCAUCUGGAGGGCUCACAAGACAAGGCCUCCACCGUAGGCUUGGCCAGCCUACAGGAAGACUUCGGGAAGCUCAGCUCGCCUCUGUACGAAGUCGGGGGAUGCGACGUGUCUCUCGUCAACUUUGAGCCGGCCACCAGACGGGCCUCCAACAACAUCUGGGACACUGACUCGCACCUCUCUAGUUCUACCUCAGUUCGCUUCUACCCUCAUGACUUGUUCUCCUUUCCUCAGAUCCGGCUGAAUCGUUUGCUGUCGAUGGACCCGGAACUGCUGGAGCCGCAGGACGCUGACGGCAGUCCCGACCUGCAGGGGGUGCCACAGGGCCCCCAGAACGCAACACACCAGCACAGUCACGCCACCCCGCACAAAGCCAAGCAGUACUACCGCCUCUGGCUACUGCCGCACCUGUGGGUCGGCCUGCGCUUCGACAGGCUCACGCUGCUCGCCCUCUUUGACAGGAACCGGGAGGUUCUGGAGAAUGUUCUGGCUGUGGUGCUGGCUGUGCUAGUGGCCUUCCUGGGUUCUGUGCUGCUUGUUCACAACUUCUUCACAGACAUCUGGGUCUUUCAGUUCUGCCUCGUAAUCGCCAGCUGCCAGUAUUCACUACUGAAAAGUGUUCAGCCAGACUCCUCCUCUCCACGACAUGGCCAUAACCGGAUCAUAGCCUACAGUAGGCCCGUGUAUUUCUGCCUGUGCUGUGUUCUGAUCUGGCUCUUCCAUUACGGCAGCAUGAGGUCCAACUCCUCCAGGAUCACGCUGUAUGGGGUGACUGUCACCAGCUCGUUGCUGCUCACCUCUGCACGGGACCUCGUCAUUGUCUUCACUCUGUGUUUUCCUCUCAUCUUCUUCGCGGGACUCCUUCCUCAGGUCAACACCUUCCUCAUGUACCUGUUUGAACAGCUCGACAUCCACGUCUUUGGAGGAAACGCAUGCACCAGUCUGCUCUCAGCGCUCUACAGUGUGCUGCGUAGCAUGGUCACCGUGGCGAUGCUGUACGGCCUCUGCUACGGAGCCCUGCAGGAAUCAUGGGAUCCUCAGCAUAUCCCUGUCCUGUUCUCAGUCUUCUGUGGACUGCUGGUUGCUGUUUCUUACCACCUCAGCCGACAGAGCAGUGACCCUUCCGUUCUCAUUUCCCUGGUCCAGUCGAAGGUCUUCCCCAACGUGAAGGAGCAGAACCCUGAGGACCCACUGGCUGAGGUGCAGGACCCUCUCCCAGAAAAACUGCGCAACUCCGUGAAUGAGCGACUCCAGUCUGACCUGAUCGUGUGUGUGCUUAUCGCUGUGCUAUACUUCGCCAUUCACGUCAGUACGGUCUUCCUCGCGCUACAGCCCUUCCUGAGCUAUGUCCUCUACGGACUGGUUGGUACGGUGGGGCUCCUCACCCAUUACUUGUUGCCCCAGAUGCGGAAGCAGCUGCCCUGGUACUGCUUCUCUCACCCACUGCUCAAAACCAAAGAGUUCUACCAGUUCGAGGUCCGCGAUGCUGCUCACGUGAUGUGGUUUGAGCGCGUCCAUGUCUGGCUGCUGUUCGUGGAGAAGAACGUGCUGUACCCGCUGGUGGUGUUGAAUGUGAUGAGUGGCAGCGCUCAAGAGCUUGCCAGCUCCAAGAAGCUCAACGCCGAAAUAGCCGCUCUGCUCAUUGCCGUGGCUGGGCUAAAGCUGCUUCGCUCCUCCUUCAGCAGUCCGACGUAUCAGUACGUCACCGUGCUCUUUACUGUCCUCUUCUUCACCUUUGACUACCGCCAGCUCUCCGAGACGCUGCUGCUCGACCUCUUCGUCACGUCUAUUGUCUUCAGCAAGUUGUGGGAGCUGCUGUACAAGCUGCACUUUGUCUACACCUACAUGGCUCCGUGGCAGAUCACAUGGGGCUCUGCCUUCCAUGCCUUCGCCCAACCCUUUGCUGUGCCUCACUCCGCCAUGCUGUUUGUGCAGGCCAUCGUGUCCGCCGUUUUCUCCACUCCUCUCAACCCGUUCCUGGGCAGCGCCAUCUUCAUCACAUCCUACGUGCGACCUGUCAAAUUCUGGGAGAGAGACUACAAUACAAAGCGUGUGGAUCACUCCAACACCAGACUGGCCUCUCAGCUGGACAGAAACCCAGGAUCAGAUGACAACAACCUGAACUCUAUCUUCUAUGAGCACCUGACACGCUCGCUGCAGUACUCUCUGUGCGGGGACCUGCUGCUGGGUCGCUGGGGCAACUACGGCACGGGCGACUGCUUCAUCCUGGCCUCGGACUACCUCAACGCCCUCGUGCACCUCGUGGAGAUUGGCAAUGGCCUCGUCACCUUCCAGCUGAGAGGCCUGGAGUUCAGAGGCACCUACUGCCAGCAGCGGGAGGUGGAGGCCAUCACGGAGGGCGUGGAGGAAGACGAGGGUUGCUGCUGCUGCGAGCCCGGCCACGUGCCCCACCUGCUCUCCUUCAACACCGCCUUCGGCCAGCGCUGGCUCGCCUGGGAGGUGCUCGUAACCAAGUACGUGCUGGAGGGCUACAGCAUCACCGACAACAGCGCCGCCUCCAUGCUGCAGGUGUUCGACCUGAGACGCAUCCUCACCACCUACUACGUCAAGGGUAUUAUAUAUUACGUGAUUGCGUCUCCUAAGCUGGACGAGUGGCUUGCAAAUGAGACCAUGCAGGAGGGUCUGCAGGGUUGUGGGGAGCGCAACUACGUUGACCUUGACCCAACCUUUAACCCCAACAUCGACGAAGACUAUGAUCACAGGUUGGCUGGUAUCUCCAGAGACAGCUUCUGUUUGGUCUACCUCAGCUGGAUACAGUACUGCAACUCUCGACGACAGAAGCCAUUGGACUGUGAGAAAGACUCACCAUUGGUGUUGCUGUGUUAUGGGCUUUGUGUGUUGGGCAGGAGAGCACUGGGCACUGCAGCGCACCACAUGUCCAGUAAUCUGGAAUCGUUCCUGUAUGGCCUACAUGCCCUGUUUAAGGGAGAUUUCCGGAUCUCUUCUGUGAGGGAUGAGUGGAUCUUCGCUGACAUGGAGCUUCUCAGGAAAGUGGUUGUACCCGGAAUACGCAUGUCGCUCAAACUGCACCAGGAUCACUUCACAUCUCCGGACGAAUACGAGGACCACAGCGUGCUGUUCGAGGCGAUCUCCACCCACGAGCAGACGCUGGUCAUCGCUCACGAGGGCGACCCGGCCUGGCGCAGCGCGGUGCUGUCCGGUUCACCCUCGUUGCUGGCCCUCCGCCACGUUAUGGACGAGGGCACCGACGAGUACAAAAUCAUCAUGCUCAACCGCAGAUACCUCAGCUUCAGAGUCAUCAAGGUGAAUAGAGAGUGUGUGCGUGGCCUGUGGGCGGGCCAGCAGCAGGAGCUGGUGUUUCUGCGGAACAGGAACCCAGAGCGCGGAAGCAUCCAGAACGCCAAGCAGGCGCUCCGCAACAUGAUCAACUCGUCCUGCGAUCAGCCAAUCGGAUACCCCAUUUACGUGUCACCCCUGACAACCUCCUACUGCAACAGCCACGCCCAGCUCGGCCGCAUCCUGGGAGGCUCCAUCAGCAUCGCCAGCAUCCGUGACUUCAUCGUCAACACCUGGCACAGGCUACGUAAAGGUUGCGGGGCAGGCUGUAACAGCGGCGGGAACAUUGAAGAGUGUGAUGGUGGCGCUGUAACAUGCGGCAGCAGGACCAGCGGGCAUUCUGGGACCACGGGCUCGGCACCGAGCGAAUCUCAGCACGGCACGGUGUGGCAGGCUAGAGCUGGCGGCCCCGCCCCCCAGAACGCAUACACGCCUCACUCACUGGGCACUAGUCAGAGCUCUCAGUCAGUUCAGUCGGCCCUGGCGCGUCACUCCCCUGCGCGCGCCUCCAGCCACUCAUCCUCGUUCCGCCACAGCAGCAGCCGUCACUCGUCUCUGCGCACCUCCGCCACAGGCCUGGAGCCCUGCCGCCGCUCCUCCAGCAGCCAGCUCUCGCUGCGCACGCUGCCCACCUCCCUGCAGCUCCGCCUGGCCGCUGGCCCCGCCCCCGAGCCCGCCCCCGCCGGCUCCGCCUCCGGCCACCCCAUCCCACCGUGCAAGCGCCACGCCCUCGCUGGCCUGCUCGGCACCGAGGGCGGCGUCCCGGGGGUGGAGCAUCACCACCCGCUGCACCCUCUCUACCCCCACAACCCCGUCGUUGCCUGCAUUCGGAGGGACGACAUCUCCUACAGGGUGCAGAUAGUGGACGUGAGUCAGGUGCUGGACACCAUUAACCUGUCCAAGCGGAAGGAGCUGGUAUGGCCAGACGAGUCGUUUCGGCUGCGGGCCGGACGGAGCUGCUGGAGGGACUGGAGCCCCCUAGAGGGCAUGGAGGGACAUGUGAUUCACCGGUGGGUGCCUUGCAGUCGUGAUCCUGUCAGUCGCUCCCACAUGGAUAAGACCAUCCUGCUGGUUCAGGUGGAAGACAAACUGGUUCCAAUCUUAGAGACUGGAGUGACUGACCUGGGGGCAGAGGUGUGAAAAUGCACACACUCGUACUCCUUCAGGCCAGGCGACGUAGUUUGCAUAUAUGCAGAGGAUGGGUGACGCACCCCUUUUCAAGAUGCCGAUGGGGGAACAGAAAGCCAGAGGAAAAUAGCAAAAAACACAAGCACGUGCGUACACACACACACACACACACACACACACACACACCCACUGUGCUGAAGCACACAGGCAUCAUCUCAGGCAGAAUCCUGCCUUGCUCUGCAUUGCUCAGAUAUGCUGCAUGACAGAACAGCCCUGUUAAACCUGUUUUCUGUUUGGCUUUUUUUAUUUGUUAUUUACUUUUUAAAAUGUAUUUAUUUUUUGAGCAAUGCUGAGUUUUGUUGGAGGGGUUUUAUAUGUUUGAUUUCUAUGCAUCCCAUCAGGACUUUGGGUUUCUUCAAGCAGAUCACACAUCCCCUGCCCGAACAGUUCUAGCACACACACACACAGGCACAAACCACACACAAUGAACUCUGUCCUGGCCUUCAGAUAGCGAGAGGUCAGGGGGUGGGGGUGGGGGGAACCACUUGGUUUUUGUUUUUUAUGAUGACACUCUUCAUUUUCUAAUCUUUUUGCCAAAUAUGGCCUGGAGCACUGGGAUGCCCAUGACCUCAUUUCCACAACCAUGCGAGAGAUGUGAUUUGGUGUUUUGAUUUAUUAUUGAUGAGGACAACCGAGAAGGUGACGUCAGGUUGGCAGUGGACCGCACAUUCAGCUUAAAACAGCUUGGCUUUGUCGUUCAUCUGCAAUCCAUUGUCAUUCUGGUUGUGUUUUGUCAGACAUUGGUUAAAAAAAAAAUACAAUGAGGAUAAAGAGAGACACAGAUUGCACUAUGCGUUUCUUUUUGUAUUAUGUGUUGUGGUUUUUUUGUUUUUAUUUUACAGCGAUGCACUACAAUCUCUAGAUUAUAAUGCAUUUUUAUUUAUUAUACAGAAUCUAAAUCGCCAUGCCUUGUGAAUGAAAAAUGCAAUCAUUGUGGGGUUUUUUUCUUCUAGCUUUCUACUUUAACUUGAAGGCAGAAAUGGUUUUUAUUGAAUAUAGUUAUAUAUGAAAAUAUAUUAUGUCACUGUAAAAAAGUUUUGCUUUAAAUAUUUAUUACUGUGGUUAUUCUAUUUACAUUUUGUUAUAUAUUUUUCAUUUAUGGGACAAAAAAAGGUUAUAUAAGUGUAUCAAGGACCAUCGGUUAAAAUGGAGCCGAGCUUCUAAUGGACUGUUUCGCUGCCUAACAUAAAAUCUUUUAUAAGAUGGAAAAAUAAAAACGUUUUUAAUGCUGA